AUGUCCGCUACAAAAGGGGAUGAUGAUCACGACGCAUCUCCAUUCUUAGUCCGUCUGUUCCAUAAGACCGGCAGCUUUCCCAGGCCAGAGGAAUUUGCAUCAUCUUCACUACCGCCAUAUGUGUCCAUCUACACUUGGUCAACCUGCACUCUCAAUGAGCUGGCCCUUGAGCUGGCAGCGGCAAAACCUAAUGCGUUGCCAAAUCCAGCCAUCGGCACAAGACUCUCAUUUCAACUUGUCUGCCCAGACUUACGCGGCGCAAGUGCUACUAGUACUACGCAGCCCAAGUUUGCCGUUAAAGAGCUAGGGAGCAUCGUCAUUGGCGAGGGCUAUCCCGGCGCGGAGGACCCUGAGGAUGCUGGCCCUGAUACCCUGAUGAGGGACGACUUUGGGAGAGACAAGACGUUGGCUGACUGGAGAUUUGUUGUUGGAGACUAUAUUUCAUGCGCGGGACUGCUAGAAGAGGGUCGAUAUCUGGCGGGCGAGAUGGGCGCAGCGGUGGAUUCAGAGGUGGGUUUCAUGGUCGAGAGGGCAAUUUUGGCCGCAACAAUGGUCGUCCAAACCGGCCAGGUUGGAGAGAUAACAGGCUUCCGUCAGGCGAAUGGAGAAGAGGAGAACAGCUACCAGAUGGGCCGCCUGGAGGGCCAAGGGGCAGGGGCCGCUGGUAGGCUAGAUGGGAUGUUUUCUCAGUGGUUGAGAUUGCGCAAAGGAUAUGAUAUACCCCAAGUAAUUUAG
Trichoderma gamsii is the source of this 735-nucleotide messenger RNA. RefSeq lists its product as hypothetical. The record is from RefSeq and is a predicted model, not a curated record. Lineage: Eukaryota; Fungi; Ascomycota; Sordariomycetes; Hypocreales; Hypocreaceae. Gene Ontology annotation, biological process: negative regulation of DNA-templated transcription. Bases 1 to 735 code for a protein of 244 amino acids. The transcript is spliced from 3 exons. Gene Ontology annotation, molecular function: transcription corepressor activity; transcription factor binding. Gene Ontology annotation, cellular component: nucleus.